This is a messenger RNA of Arachis duranensis, 1931 nucleotides long. Its product is annotated as protein FAR1-RELATED SEQUENCE 5-like. NCBI's taxonomy places the organism in Eukaryota, Viridiplantae, Streptophyta, Magnoliopsida, Fabales, Fabaceae. The record is from RefSeq and is a predicted model, not a curated record. The coding region runs from base 736 to 1923 and encodes 395 amino acids. The transcript has 2 exons.
UGUAUAAAAAUGAAUAUUGUUUUUCCUUUCAGACUGAAGGGGUGUUAUAAGAUCUAACACUCAACACAGAAUAAUAAUCAAAGUCCUGGUGGGGAGUUGACGCCAAAAUGAGAAAUAUUGCGUGUUUACUUAUUGACAGAUAUCUCUAUAUUUUAGAUGGGCACGGAUUCGGUACGCGCUCUCUGUUAGCGCAUCGAAACGCCAAAAUCGUGUUUGGCGCACCGGUCAGCCAGGUAGUGCAAGAAUAUAUAUACUUGUUUUUGUUGGGUGUUUUCUACAAUUUCGUAUAAAAUAGAGGGGUCAAUUUUCAAUUUUUAAAAUAAAUACAUUUAAGUUAAUUCUACAAUUAGUUGGAUACUCGAGUUUAGUUAACAGUUAUUACUACGGCUAACUCUUCUUCUAGCCCAGGUUUUCUUCCUUCUCUUCUCCUCCGUCGCAAUCGCAUCGUCCCUUCCUAUCUCCACCAUCGAGAAUGACUCAGCUAACUUCUUCUUCUCCCCCCCACUCACCGACGGUGGCUUUGGCGGCGUGUUGUUCCAGCAACUCAUCCGACGAGAUUCAAAGAUUUUGAACCACGAAACGCUAUUUUUUUUUGGGAUUGAGAAAUUGUUCAGUGUUAACGAUUCUGUUUAGGCGGAUCCAAGCACACAAUCAGCCUCACCACCUCUGACGACGACGGUACCUGAUCUGCAUUGUCGGUUGUCUUCGGCAGUAGAUGGCUUCGCCGUCUCCAUAAUGGAAAGAAGGGUUGCCGGGGAUGAAGAUACCACUGGGGGUGAAGCAGACCAUGGAGUUGGAUUGGUUGAGGGUGAAUGCUUUGCAGGGAUGGAGUUGAACGAGUACGAUUUACAGGAAGAUGAAACAGAACACGACCAUCCGGUUGAGGGCGAACGCUCUGCAGGGAUGCAGUCAGACGAGCACGACUUUCAGGAAGAUGAUACAGAACACGAUCAUCAUGCAGAGGCCGAUGUCGACAAUGGGGAUGCGGUUGAAUUGGAAGAUAGUUUGGACGGCGCCAGAGGAAUGUCUGACAAUUAUGCGGAAGAAGAGUUUUACGCUGUUGAUUCUGUGGAGUCGAUAGGUUGGAUUGAUUUUUUGAACUUGAGCGAGGAGGAUGUUCUCCGGUUUAAUUUCGCAGAUGUUGACAUUGCAUUUGAGUUUUACCAGCAAUAUGCAAAGCAUCAUGGCUUCGGCGCGAGACGUUCCAGAAGCGAAAAACGCGGCGAAGUAAGGAUACGACAGGAGUUCGUGUGCCACCGACAAGGGUACCGAUCCCCGAAGUUCUACUCGAUGCCUAACCGGCAAAAGAGGCCGAGGGCCGAGACAUGGUAUGGAUGCCCUGCAAGGAUGCUACUCCGCAUGGACGAUGAAUCAGGACGUUGGCACGUUGCGUACUUUUCAGAUGCGCAUAACCACCACGUUCUUGAGUUACGAUUUUCUUCCAUGCUCCCGGGCCAUCAGAGGAUGAGCGAAGCAGACAUCGAGCAGAUGAACGACAUGCGCAAAGGAGGCAUUGGCGUCUCUCGAAUCCACGGUUUUAUAGCGAGCCUGGCCGGCGGGUAUCAUAAUGUCCCGUACACAACAAGGGACAUGCACAAUGUAAAUACGAAGCAACGAAGGGAGGGUGGCCUAGAUGCGGAAUCGUGCCUAAGGUAUCUCCGAGAGUGCAAGGCAAAUGAUCCAGCACUGUACUACAAGGAAGUUGUUGACGGUGAAAGCGUGUUGCAACACUUGUUUUGGUGUGACGGCACCAGCCAAAUUGAUUACCAGGUGUUUGGAGACGUGGUUGCAUUUGAUGCAACGUACAAGAAAAACGUUUACCUUUCACCUCUUGUGGUAUUCUCCGGUGUGAAUCACCACAACCAAACGGUUGUCUUUGCCACUGCACUGGUGGCAGACGAGAAAGAAGAGACCUAUGUCUAGCUGCUUCA